This is a messenger RNA of Oikopleura dioica, 1380 nucleotides long. The record is from the annotation of a GenBank genome assembly. Lineage: Eukaryota; Metazoa; Chordata; Appendicularia; Copelata; Oikopleuridae.
AUGAAAAAAUUACUAUUUUUUCUCAUCAUUGGUGCCUGGGCGCAAAUAAACCCCGAUUGCUCGGAUGAAGAUAAAGAACUUGCAGAGAAAUGCGAUAAAAAUUGUCAGGAUGAGUUCAAAAGCUGCCAUGAAGCUUGUGAUUCUACAAAUUGUGAGCACUCAUGUCUUCGGGAGUUUGUAGACUGUACUGACUCGUGCCCUUGUUUUAUCAAAUGCCCUGAUGGAUGUGAAAAUUGUCCGAAUGACAUUUGCAAAAGCUGUAUGGAAUUAGAGACAAACAGAAUAAGUUACGAACAAUGUAUUUCGGAAGCAAGUUCCAUUUUCGACUCAUGCGUUAAAAAUUGCAGUAUUGAAAAAUCAUGCCACGAUGAUUGUUCUUGGAAAUAUUCUGUUUCGACCGAUAAAUGUCCCUGUAUGGAGAGAUGUGCAGAGGGAUGUCCUUGCACCGAUGGGUACGCUUGCGAGAAAGAAAUCACUAUAAUGUGUCAAGGUGACCCAAGCUUCAGUUAUGCUAUAACUCCUUCUGGCACUUUAGCGGGCGACAGAUACUUUCAAUCAGAAAUAUCAAAAUAUGAGCCUCAUCUUUUUAUUUUCUUCAAUUCAGGACACUCACUUCUAAAUGGUCAAAUGUUUUUCUUUGGCGGAGGAUGGGACGCUCGCGCGAUUGGAAAAUUGAAUGAAUGCUCCAUCGAAAGAAUAAGUUCGCGUCUUGUCAAUGAUUUCUACGCGGAAGGGGAUUCCCUUGUUGAGAUGCCAUUUUCAAACGAAAUUAUUCUUUGUUCAGACGGCUAUAGAGUUAUGAAUUGUGAAGUUUUUAACGGUGAAAGUACAAGUCAAAUAUCAAGUACAAUUUUUUAUCAUAACGGAGCCUGCAUGGCGGCUUAUGACGAUAAAGCAACUAUUAUCGCUGGCGUUUCAGGACCACAAACAGAAAUACUGUUCGAUGGUGAUUGGAGCGAGGUUGCCCCUUUUCCGAAAAAAAUCGAACAGCAUAGCUGUGUUUCAGUUAGAAAUGGAAUCAUCCUUGCUGGUGGUCUCUUAGGCGAAGAAGUGAAUGUAGGUUAUAUUUACAAUAGAAACGUUUAUUUUGGACGAGAAGGAAUUUGGUCAAUUGUCGGGAUACUUCAUUCGGAUUAUAAGUUGGCGUCCAUGAUAUAUAAUGAUGCGAAUAUAAUAAUCGCAAACGGAUAUAUGAGCGAGCUUAACGCAGUUGAAUCAAUGAAAUGGGAUGGCAACUCAAUUUUAUCGACUGCAAUUAUCAAUUAUCAUGCUGGACCAUGUCCCAAACCAACCCUAUUUGUAUCGUUGCCCUCUCAGUGCUCCGAUCCAUGUGAUGAUUUCUGCUAUACAGUAGAUGCUGGAGAUAUCGGAUUUUUAUAA